Messenger RNA from Cricetulus griseus (Chinese hamster), 428 nucleotides. NCBI's taxonomy places the organism in Eukaryota, Metazoa, Chordata, Mammalia, Rodentia, Cricetidae. The record is from RefSeq and is a predicted model, not a curated record.
GCAUGUAAGAGUGGGCAAAGGGUCUGGGAAGGGGCCGUCUGUGGGCGCCAUGUCGGGCCACGAAGGUGGCAAAAAGAAGCCCCUGAAACAGCCCAAGAAGCAGGCCAAGGAGAUGGACGAGGAGGAUAAAGCUUUCAAGCAGAAACAAAAGGAGGAGCAGAAGAAACUCGAGGAGCUAAAAGCCAAGGCCGCGGGGAAGGGACCCCUGGCCGCAGGUGGAAAUUAAGAAAUCUGGCAAAAAGUAAGUUGUUCCUCUUAUCUUCCAUGAUGGUGACCCUCCUCCAUCCCUAUUUAAACAUCUGGAUACCCUGCCAUAACAUCUUUGCCACCUACAGCUAGGAUGAAGUGUUAUUCUGGAGCCUGUUAAACAUCUGGAUUCCCUACUAUAACAUCUUUGCCACCUGCAGCUAGAAUGAAGUGUUAUCAUG